Molecule: messenger RNA, 2765 nt
Organism: Triticum urartu
Lineage: Eukaryota; Viridiplantae; Streptophyta; Magnoliopsida; Poales; Poaceae
Product: Tetratricopeptide repeat (TPR)-like superfamily protein
Molecular function (GO): protein binding
Source: RefSeq, a predicted model, not a curated record
ACAGACAGACUGGCAAAAACAGCAGUAGCCACAGCGCUGACCAGUUCUAAUGGGCACGGCAGGGAAGCCGCCGGCGCAGCCGGAGCCCGCGUCGGUGGCGGCGGCGAGGAAGCUGCACCUCCUCCUCCGCUCCCGCGACCUGCGCCCGGCGCUCGAAUACCUCAGCUCCCUCCCCUCGCCGCUCACCCUCCUCCCCAACCACGCCCUCAACGCCCUCCUGCGCGCGCUCGCCGCCGCCGGCCGCGUCCGCGCCGCCACCGACCUCUUCCGCCGCAUCCCCGCGCCCACCGCGCACUCCUUCAACUCCCUCCUCGCCGCGCUCCUCCGCCGCGGCCGCACCCGCGCGGCCAACGCCGUCCUGGCCGCCUUCCUCCGCUCCCCACGGGCCACGCCCGACGCCGCCACCCUCAACACCCUCCUCCACGGCCUCUCCACCGCCUCCCCGCGCCCGUCGCCUCCCGCACUCGUCAGGCUCUUCCGCUUCCUGCCGGAGACCUACGCCUUCGCCCCCGACGCCAUCUCCUACAACUCGCUGCUCUCCGCUCUAUGCCGCGCCGGUGACCUGCAGGCCGCGCGCAAGCUGUUCGACAAAAUGCGCGUCGGAGAAAAGGAUUGCAAAGCUUCUGUGUCUCCCAAUGUCAUCACUUACACGACCAUGAUCAAGGCGUACUGUGUAAGGGGCCUGGCCGACGAGGCGCUCGCGGUCUUCAACAUGAUGGCUGCGGAUGGUGUGGCGCCGAACAGGAUCACCUACAACACGAUGAUCCAGGGGUUCUGCGAGGCCGGCAGGAUGGAACUGGUGAAGGGGUUGCUGGAGACAGACUCGUUUAAGCCAGACACGUGCACAUUCAACACACUGAUGUCCGCACAUUGCGGCGAAGGGCGGAUCAGGGAGGCGAUGGAGGUGUUCGGCCAAAUGGCGGAGCUCCGUGUGAGUCGUGACUCUGCAAGCUAUAGCACGGUGAUCAGGGCGUUGUGCGAGAACAGGGAGUUCGUGAAGGCUGAGGCGCUUGUGGAUGAGCUUUUGGAAAAGGAGGUGCUCACGAAACGAGGGGGUUGUGUACCGCUCAUUGCGGCAUACAACCCAGUUUUUGUGUACUUGUGUGAGAAUGGGAAGGCAAAGAAAGCAAGGGUGCUGUUUGGGCAAUUGUUGGAUCGGAGGAGCAAGGUCGACUUUGCUGCAUUCAAGACAUUAAUUCUAGGGCAUUGCAAGGAGGGAGAUUUUGAAGAAGGGUACCAGCUGGUGCUCUCAAUGUUGAAGAGGGAUCUUGUGCCUGAUGAUGAAUGCUACAUUGCCAUCGUAGAGGGAUUUUCACAGAAAGGAAGGAUGAAGGUUGCAUGGGAGGCCCUACACAGGAUGCUGAACAGUGGUCUCCGGCCUAGCACAAGCACGUUCCACUCGGUUCUUUUAGGACUUCUGAAAAAAGAAGGUUGUGCAAAAGAAGCUGCAGACUUGAUUGAGAUAAUGCUAGAGAGGAAGAUUCGCCAGAAUUUGGAUCUUUCGACCAAUACGAUUGACGCAUUGUUCAAAAGCAGCCUAAAUGACCGUGCUUACAAAAUCAUCACAUCUCUAUAUGACCAAGGCUAUUACAUCAAGAUGGAAAAAUUAAUCGCGGACCUCUGCGAGGAAAAGAAGUUCACAGAGGCAGCCGAACUUACCUUGUUUAGCUUGCAGAAGCGUCAUGAUUUGGGCGUGUCGAUAUCCAGUACGGUUCUGGAUGGCCUUUGCACAACUGGUAGAGCUUCAGAUGCGUUCCGGCUUUUCUACAAACUCAUUGAGAGCGGAAGCAGUUCUGCUGCCGUUGAACCUCGCAGUUUGGUUGCACUUCAUCAUGCGCUUGAUGAAGAUGGAAAACAGAAAGAAGCUGAUUUUGUUGCUAAACAAAUGAGGCGUGCGGCUGCCAGAAUUAGGGAAAUGGUCUAAAAGAGUUAGCAUUGUCCCAGGAACCAAUUCAAACUCUACGGUCUAUGCUGCUCCAGCCUUGAACAGAGACCAGGAUGCAGAAGCUGGACUUCCAAGCUCUCGGCUUGAUCAACUGCCUGACAAGAAAUGGAUCGUUGAGGAAUGUUAGAUGUUGUAAGAACGCAGACAGCAGAUCAAAUCAAUCUAUGCUCAACCAUCCUUAGAAUGGUUUGCUUGGGCCAUUUCUUCUCAACGGUUGCCCUAUCCAUCUUUCAGAUGAAAUGCAGUGAUCGAAAACAAGACAGCAAACUACUAUGAAGACCUUGAAGAGCAGGUUCGCUGGAGAUCAAAGCGUGCGUAAACCCUACAAUCGCAUUAGGCAAAAGAUCCAUACGAGCUAUGUUGAACUUGGUGAGUUUACGGUAAUGGCAUUUGCCACGAAAUGUACACAGUUCUUUGCAGUGUGCAAGUCCUCAUCCAUGGCGCUCUUUUUAUCUUGCGGGAAGUACCCCUGUUGUUGCGAGAUUCUCCUCAUACAGUUAGGGAGCUAAACAUGGAUGUGUGGAAGUGAUUUCAUCAUCUCAAGUAUUCUUGCUCGGAGGAUCCGACUGUGCAAGGCAUGCUGAAGACCCAACCUUGUUCGGUAUGAACAGGGAUCUCAAAGACGAAACCAGGUCCUUUUUUCUUUGUUGCAAAACACCAGUUUAUAUUAGAUCAUUAGCAAGAAUGCCCGGGAACUUGUUUUCAGUGCCAAGAUAUAAGUUCUUUUUUCUAGGCAGAAAUGGGAGUUCACAUAAUCCUAGGAAAUUAGAUUGCAAUUCUCAUUAUCUGAUAUAACAAGUUAUCAUGUUUAGUUGCAUCA